Molecule: messenger RNA, 1103 nt
Organism: Nematolebias whitei (Rio pearlfish)
Lineage: Eukaryota; Metazoa; Chordata; Actinopteri; Cyprinodontiformes; Rivulidae
Exons: 3
Coding region: 4-1062 (352 amino acids)
Biological process (GO): G protein-coupled receptor signaling pathway
Cellular component (GO): membrane
Molecular function (GO): G protein-coupled receptor activity
Source: RefSeq, a predicted model, not a curated record
AGGAUGUCUUUAAACACCACGGAAAGUGAGGAGUACACGUGCGUGCGCUUCUACGUGUCCACCGUGUCCUUCUCGGUGCUGCUCUUCUUCAACCUCAUCAUCAACUGGACCAUCGUGCGGGAGGAGCGGCUGCGCGGGCACGCGCGCUUCGUGCUGGUCUUCCACCUGCUGGUGUCGGCCCUGGUCUACCUGGGCAUGAGCAGCGUCUUCUACUACCAGAUCCACCUGAGCGCGCGGCCGGGCCACACCGCGUGCAUGACCAUGAUCACGGUGCUGAUCAGCAGCGCGGCCAACAUCCUGCUGACGCUCACCGCCAUGGCGUUGGAUCGAUUCUGCGCCGUGUGCCACCCGCUGCGCUACAGCUCCAUCUGCACGGCCGGGUACUGGCCCUGGGUGCUGGGGGUGGUCACCUGGCUGCUGGCCCUGGUCAUCCCUCUCAGCCUGCUCGUCAAGCCAGACCCCGAGGACCACGAGGAAUGUGACCGGGCCCAGCUGAAGAGAGGCGAGCUGCAGAAGGUGCUCUUCAUCGGCGUGUGCACGCUGCUCAUCCUCUACAGCUACGUGAGGAUUCUGCAGGAGAGCCGGAGGCUCGGGGUUCUCAACCGGCGCAACCGGGCCGGGUGCAGGACCAUCGCCCUGCACGGAACCCAGCUGGCCGUUUACCUCCUGCCCAACUUUGUGAACUUCAUGCUCACGAUUCUGAGAAAAAAGGACUUUAUUCAGCAAGAGACCAAAGAGCUGGCAGCUGUGGUCAUCUUCGCCUUCUUCAGCGUGGCGCAGUGCAUCGCGCCGGUUGUCUACGGCUUGCGCAAAGAAGAACUUCUGGAGCAGCUGAAUCGCAGGUUCCCCUGCUGCUCCCGGUACUUAAAGACUGUCCUCGGGUGGACAGUAAGAGCCAGCUGGCCACACACACAACCAGAUGGAAGGGAGCGAACGUUGACUGUUCAGACAACCAUCUCGUUCGAACCCCCGCACGAAGACGAUAAGGAAACUGGACCGUUGUCAGUCAAUGGUUUCUCACAUGACCAAAACUCAUCCCAGGGAAUUACGGACAAAGCUUGAUGGGAAAACUGAUUGAUCACUGGACCUUAAGUGUGACGGGA